AUGCUUCAACCACCGGUGAUAGUCCAGACCGAUCACCUUGAUCAAGGCACGAAUCUUCGGCAAACGCUGUCGUGUCUGAUCCCCACGUUUCUGAAUGCUAUCAAAUACGUCCCGCCGCGUGAAGUUGACAAGAAGGCAUUGAGGAUAUCUCUCCUCGACAGAGCCCUCCAAAGCGGUGUCCACCUCGGAACUGACGAUGCCUCGCAGAUGCGAUUUGAGGCCGGACUAGCUGUCGCUGCCGAAAUGUAUCCCCUCCACCCCUUCGAGAUUCAGAUCCACAUUGGUCUCUUCACCUGGUACGGCUUCAUCAUCGACGACAUGAACGCUGAGCUAGGACAGGACCUGGAGCAAUUCCAAACACGGCUUCUCAUGGGAGAACAGCAACCCUCGGCACUGCUCCAGGCUUUCGCCGACGUGCUCAAGAUGACAAAGAAGUACUACGAUCCAAUAGUCGCCAACCUGAUCGUGCUAUCCGCUCUAGCCUUUGUUAACUCCAACGCCAUUGAGAUUCGCCCACAGUACCACACAAUCGUCCUGUCAAAAGAGACAGUCAGCUGGCCGUACUACUUUCGAGAUAAAGAGGGUCUUCCAGAAGUGUACACAUAUUUCUGCUUCUACAAGGAGACGUGUCCGGAUAUCGCGUGCUUCCUGCCCGCUGCGCCGGAAAUGGGCAAGUUUAUCAAUCUGACCAACGACAUAUUAUCAUUUUACAAGGAGGAAAAGGCGGGAGAGGUCAGGAACUAUAUUCACAAGCAAGCCUCAAGUCUAAACCAAAGUCCCUUGUCUAUACUAGAAUCCGCCAUUAUGGAGACUGUGGUUGCGUACAACCGGUCUAGGGCAAUUCUGAAGAACAGCCAUCCGCUGCGGGUGUUCGGCUCUUACAGGUUCCCGAUCGUCACCCCCGGGCCCCUGCAGCUGUCGCUGUCCAUGUCGAGACCGGAACCGAAAGCGGGCGUGCCUGCGUCGGAAUGCGUCUGGAUUUCCAAUGCCCACACAUGGUAA
Molecule: messenger RNA, 1002 nt
Organism: Colletotrichum acutatum
Lineage: Eukaryota; Fungi; Ascomycota; Sordariomycetes; Glomerellales; Glomerellaceae
Product: squalene synthase
Exons: 4
Coding region: 1-1002 (333 amino acids)
Molecular function (GO): carbon-oxygen lyase activity, acting on phosphates
Source: RefSeq, a predicted model, not a curated record